Molecule: messenger RNA, 7365 nt
Organism: Erinaceus europaeus (western European hedgehog)
Lineage: Eukaryota; Metazoa; Chordata; Mammalia; Eulipotyphla; Erinaceidae
Gene: ABHD2
Product: abhydrolase domain containing 2, acylglycerol lipase
Exons: 11
Coding region: 263-1540 (425 amino acids)
Biological process (GO): medium-chain fatty acid biosynthetic process; acylglycerol catabolic process; steroid hormone receptor signaling pathway
Cellular component (GO): sperm flagellum; sperm plasma membrane
Molecular function (GO): acetylesterase activity; monoacylglycerol lipase activity
Source: RefSeq, a predicted model, not a curated record
AAGGGGCGUGGCGGCAGUUGCCUGGGCGGGGCCGGUAGCGGCGGGAGUGCGCUGGCCAGGGGUUCCGGCUGCAUUUCCAUGAGCGCCGCCGGCCGUCGCGGAGCUGCGGGGACCGGACGGGGCGAGCCCGGUCGCGACAGUCCACCUCGCGCAGCUUUUAGGUUAAUUUGAGUAAGAGAUCCAACCUGCCCGCCCAACGAAAUCUCAAGGAAAGGUGCUCUUCACGGUAGAGAGGAACAAGCGACACAGAACACAGGUCAAGAUGAAUGCCAUGCUGGAGACCCCCGAGCUCCCGGCUGUGUUUGACGGCGUGAAGCUGGCAGCUGUGGCUGCCGUGCUCUAUGUGAUCGUCCGCUGCUUGAAUCUCAAGAGCCCCACAGCCCCGCCUGACCUCUACUUCCAGGACUCGGGUCUGUCACGCUUUCUGCUCAAGUCCUGUCCUCUUCUGACCAAAGAAUACAUCCCGCCAUUGAUCUGGGGGAAGAGUGGACACAUCCAGACAGCCUUGUAUGGGAAGAUGGGCAGGGUGAGAUCACCACACCCAUAUGGGCACCGCAAAUUCAUCACCAUGUCGGAUGGAGCCACUUCCACCUUCGACCUCUUUGAGCCCUUGGCCGAACACUGUGUUGGAGAUGACAUUACCAUGGUUAUCUGUCCCGGAAUUGCCAAUCACAGUGAGAAGCAGUACAUCCGCACCUUUGUCGACUACGCCCAGAAGAAUGGCUACCGCUGUGCCGUGUUAAACCACCUGGGCGCCCUGCCCAACAUUGAGCUGACCUCACCUCGCAUGUUCACCUAUGGCUGCACCUGGGAGUUUGGGGCCAUGGUCAACUACAUCAAGAGGACAUACCCUCUGACCCAGCUGGUGGUCGUGGGCUUCAGCCUAGGGGGCAACAUCGUGUGCAAAUACUUGGGGGAGACUCAAGCCAACCAGGACCGGGUCCUGUGCUGUGUCAGUGUGUGCCAGGGCUACAGCGCACUGAGGGCCCAGGAGACCUUCAUGCAGUGGGACCAGUGCCGGCGCUUCUACAACUUCCUCAUGGCUGACAACAUGAAGAAGAUCAUCCUGUCACACAGGCAAGCUCUUUUUGGUGACCACGUUAGAAAACCCCAGAGCCUGGAGGACACAGACUUGAGCCGCCUGUACACCGCCACGUCCCUGAUGCAGAUUGAUGACAACGUGAUGAGGAAGUUCCAUGGCUACACCUCCCUGAAGGAAUACUACGAGGAGGAGAGCUGCAUGAGGUACCUGCACAGGAUUUAUGUGCCUCUCAUGCUGGUUAAUGCAGCCGAUGACCCCUUGGUGCAUGAGAGUCUCCUGAACAUUCCAAAAUCUCUCUCAGAGAAACGGGAGAAUGUCAUGUUUGUGCUGCCUCUGCACGGGGGGCAUCUGGGCUUCUUUGAGGGCUCCGUACUGUUCCCCGAGCCCCUGACCUGGAUGGACAAGCUGGUGGUGGAGUACGCCAAUGCCAUCUGCCAGUGGGAGCGCAACAAGCUGCAGUGCUCCGACACAGAGCAGGUGGAGGCCGACCUGGAGUGAGCCCUGCUGUGGCCCAGACUCUGACACUCCAGCUGCCACCCCUGGACCCUGCGUCCCCGCCGGCUGAUUCAGGUCUCCCCUCUCUCUCGCAGUAACCUGAUCUGACCUCACACCAUCGUGGGGGAGCCACCUUUGGGUACAGCUGCCUUUGUGUGUAGGGGUUGGGGGGCAGCCAGCCCUGGGGGCUGCAGGCUAUUUUUGUGUCUCCUCCAUUGCACAGUCAGCCAUGAUGACAGGCCCCAGGCUCUCGCUUCCUGGCCUGGUGUAGCACCUGAUUGCUUUGAAGCCAACCACAUCUAGUUUCCCUAUUAAAAAAUGUCUCAACAGCAGUUUUGCUUUGCCAAUCAAAAGGCUUUUCCCUGAGACCAUGAAUGAUGCGCAUUCUUUGGUGGCAGUUGUGUGCCCUUGCGUAAACCCUGGGAGAGCUCCCUGCCAGGGGUCCCUGCUGCAGAUGUGCUCAGCUGGAGCCUGAGGACCAAGCCUCCCAGCCAGACUGCAACCUCUUAAGGCAAAAAAAAAAAAAAAAAAUCCCUUGAGUCCCAAGCUGAGUUUUCCACCCUUCUUCCUCCUGCAGGAUGGCUUCCCACCCUUUAUGGAGCAGGCGGGGAAGCUGCGAGAGUCACUGAGGGCCCUUGUUGAAAAUUCAGCCCCAGUCUGCCCCCUUGAAGAGCCUGGAGGUUUUCAUUUCUAACAAGUGCCCUAAGGUGACUCUGCUGCAGGCCCUUUACUGGUGGCUGGUGUUUUUUUUUGUUUGUUUGUUUGUUUUUAUAUUUGUUUUUUUGAACCAAAAUCCCAGCUCUAAGGGGUUUCUGGAGCAGCAAGGUGUGUGGCCCAGCUGUGACUAUAGUGUGACCUCUCGCAGGGGGGCUGAGCUGCACCUAACUCUGCUUCACAGGCCCUGGGAAAGGUCCUGCAGAUUUCACUUUCUUCACCAAUAAAGCAGGGCUGUCCACCAGGUAUAUUGCCAGGUCACUCCCAUUUCUGAGACUCAGUGACAAACUCAGCUCACUAAGAUUUGAGAGCAUGUCCCACAGGGAGGCUGGGAGCUCCUCUGCUCUACGUAGGGAGGGAAGUCGUGAUUUGCCUUUUUUGUUGGUUUGUUUGUUUGUCUGUUUUGUUUCUCAUUUUAUAUAAAGAGGUGUGUUUAUUUGUUAAGGCACUCAAUUGUAAUUUCAUUUUUUUUAACCCAGAUCUCUCUCACUCUGGCUUUUGAUACCAAACAAUUCAAAAGUUGUAUCUAAGUUUAGAGAAAAGAUCUUUCCAGCCCCAGAGAGGGGUGAUUUUGAAACCAUAUUUUUUAUUCAAUAGCCUGUAUUUGUAGUCCAUUGGCUAGCUCUUUCUAAAGUAUAUCUUUGCAAAUGAAGAUGCCUCUGGAGGUUUCAUUUUGCUAUCCUGUGGCACUUGAACCUUCAAACAUCCUGCACUUUGAGACAUCAGCAGUUGCUAUCUGGAACUAAAUGAAAGUAUGAGUGAAAUUGUCUGGACAUUGAAGAAAAGUUUCCUCUCCUAACCUCCUGGGCUCCAGGUCAGACAUGAAUACACUGGGAGAGUCUGUGUGACUGCUUCAGGGGCCCGGGGAGCACCUGAGACUGGGGUACAGGUUCUCAUGGCUGCAGGUCAGUGUAGUUUGGGCAUUGAUCCAGGUGACUAUGGUAGAAACAUCUGGAACAUGAAGAAGUUGUUUUCUGACAAUCACCAGAUCGUCCUCACUGGUAACAUCAAGGACAUCCAUCAUCUCAAAAGACGGGGCCUUCUGUGGUCUCAGCUUUGACGUGCUGUGACUUCUCAGGCCCACCCACUCAGCUCAGCUCUGUGCCCGCCACCCGCCCUGUUCUUGUUCUCCCGCACUUCCUUCUUAUGUUCUUUCAGCACAAACUGGCACUUUAUCAUCCUCCCCUGGAUUUGGAAAGCAGUCCUUCUCUCUUAGUUCUUCCUCUACCACCUGCAAGGCUGUCGUCUAGGAGGUGCUGGGUCCUUUUUCCUGUGGGAAAUCAGGUCAGUGAAGCAAUAACUUAAUGCAGUUGGCUCUCCAUCCCAGGAAGCGAGAAGGCACUCUCUCCCUCACCCUCAGUCUCAUCUCUUGACUGUUCUGACAAAGCAGUGUAGGCACUAGCUCCAUUCAGGAAGAGAACAGGAGCUUUGGUGUCACACUGGAGGGGGCGGCGGGGGGGGGGGGGGGCGACUAGAAGCUCUGGGAUCCUGGUCUAAGGGUGUGUGUGUCCCCAGGGCCAAGAAAGGGCAUGGGUUGUAUAUAGUCACUGUUGCCACACACCGGAAUUCGCCCCUUAGGCCAGGUGGGGGUGUCCCAACUGAAAUCUUUUGAGUGUGACUCUGAGUGGCCCUGACCUUCCAGUUUGGCUCACAUGAAAUGCACUGAAGCCCUUUGUUCCAGCUUCAGGCUCUUGGGCCUGGCAAUGAGAAUGUGGCCGUCUUACAGGAAAAUUCUUGUUUGUUGAAUGAAGGCACAGAGGAACUGAAUUUAUUACAGAGAUGCACACUUGCAUCUAUAAACAGAGAGCCGCCUUUUCUAUGUAGGUCAGCCUUUUCCUUCCUCCAGCUUCCCUGGCUCUCCAACUGGUUGCUGAUGAAAAUGGGAGCAUUCUUCUACUGAGCUCCGAUUUGGACUAAAACAAGGCUGGAGUUUGCCAAGAGCAUUUGAAUCCGAUCAAAGGAUCUGCUUUGUCACAUCAGAUGAAGGGUAUAGAUUGCAUAGACCUAAAUGAUCCUCUUGCAGAUAAAAUCAUGUUAAAAGUCAGAGGGGGAUCACCCUGUCUCUGCUGGCUGCUUUUCCCGCUUCCUAAAUAAUCUGAGGGGGGUCGGGCGGUAGCGCAGCGGGUUAAGUGCCCGUGGUGUGAAGCGCAAGGACUGGCGUGAGGAUUCCGGUUUGAGCCCCCAGCUCCCCACUUGCAGGGGAGUCGCUUCACAGGCGGUGAAGCAGGUCUGCAGGUGUCUGUCUGUCUUUCUCUCCCCCCGCUCUGUCUUCCCUUCCUCUCUCCAUUUCUCUCUGUCCUAUCCAAUAACAACAGCAUCAGUGACAACAGUAACAAUAAUAACAACAACAAGAGCAACACGGGUAACAAAAAUGGGGGGAAAAGUAGCCUCCAGGAGCAGUGGAUUCGCAGUGCUGGCACUGAGUCCGAGCAAUAACCCUGGAGGCAAAAAACAAAACAAACAAACAAACAAACAAAAAAACCAAUCUGAGGACACUCUGCUAGAGAUGGAGCCUGGUCUAGGGAGGGCACCUGCCUUGGAAAGUCUGCCAUAUCUCUGUGAUGUGUUUCUUUGGAAGAGAGAGUUUAGCAGUCAAGAAAGCUGCUGCUUCUCCCUGCUAGGAGCUGGCACCAGUGCAGAGCAGAAUGCUGUUGGUUGGCUCUCGUUCUUCCCCCUCUCAGAUAUGUUUCUGGCUCACAGGACCCCUGUGACACCAGGGACUGCAAGAGCGUAUUCUUUUCUUGACAGACCGUUACGGAGCCUGUGUCCAGGAGGCCUGGGCUCUUGUCCCAGGUCUAGUUCCCACUGGGCUGUGGGCAGUCAAUUCAUCUCUGAGCUCCAGUGCCCUCCUCAUCAGAGUCUCUUCUGUUCACACACCAUCUGCCCACCGUCCCCACCUGGCUUCCUCAGCCCCUGCACAUAGAAACGGAUCUGUCAAGGUUCCAGGCUCAUUCAUCUGGGGACAGGUGGAGGAGGUGUCUGCAGUUUAAGCCUUUGCUGAUGAAGAGACCCUUGAGGUCACCCAAGUCAUUGACUGAUGUCCCUGCUUCCAUUGCAAUAUCCUUGCUGUUCCCAGGGGGCUCUUGUGACAGGCAGGUGCUGGCCACUAGAAUGGGGUGAAUACCCUUAUCUUUGCGGGUACAGAAAGAGUUCAGCAGUCCUUCCUGCCCGGCCUUUCAUUCCAAGCCACAGUCUUCAUGACAGCUGAACUCUUCUGGGCAUCUGAAUAAGAGCUUUCUUUGUGGUAUGUGACUUCAACCCAUCCUGCAAGCUCGCAGGAGACAAUACACGUGUUCUUGUUUAUGUUUGCCAGGGAUGUGAGGGCCUCUUCUUUUCUGGUGGGCUGAUUCUGCCUUAGAGCUAGAGGGAAAGACUGUUGAAACGCCACGUGGAGUCACAGGAACUCAGGCCUCUCUCACCUCUAGGCAGGAUGAGAAAGAAGCACUUCACAAUUAUCAUCGGAAAUCAUUUCCUUUGUCCAGAAAGCCUUAACUUGCCUCUAGAAUAUUCAGCCAGUACCACAUCAGUCUUACGGCACUGGAAUUCACUUUCUUCUUGCUGUGGUGGUUUGAAGCCACAGCAGAACCAGAGGAUUUUCUUCUGUGGCCUGUGCAAUCCUUGUGAGGUGAGGACCGCCAACCAGGCGAGUGAGGCAGAAGUAGUCACGCGCCUCAUCUCCAGCCCCUUUCUGCCCUUGGCCUCUGCCACCCAGAGUCACUUCUGAUUACUCGAAUGCUUCAAAAAGCCAUGCAGGGUGACCUGCUGGUGGCACUCAGAGACCAGGCUGUGGAAGCAAAGCUUUUCUUCUGUCGGUGAUCUAAACAGAGGGCAGUAUCCCUCUCUUCAUAAUCUAGGCCUGCUUGGCUUUUGCCAAAUUGUCUGGGAAGCUAAGGAGUGGGGACCCGGCCCCCGUGGGUCAUGAGAACUGGGAUGCUCUCCAAAGCAGGAGUCGCUUCCUGCAGCCAGAGUUCUCCUGAAGUUGCUUUUGGGAGCAGGCUGCAGAGUCCAGCCCCCCUCCUACGCUGCCCCCAUACUUUUCUGAACUGUGUUCCCUAGCAUGUCUGUGGGUAAAGCAUGUAUCGCUAGUGUUGGGAGUGCAUUACGACCUGGUGGAUGAAGUCUUUUAACUCGACUCCUGUUAAUUCAUAACAAACCCACCAGAUCCUCUGCUUCCUAGUCCCCACUAGCCAAGAAAUCAACUGUUGCCAUAAGUCGGGGACAAUCCACUUACUGCACCUGCAGAAAGACCCAUCCUGUCAGUGGGCAUUCUCCUUCCAGAACACCCACGCAGAGUAGCCAGCAGUCGCCCGGGAUCAUCACUGAACCCCUGGGUUGCACUGGUUCCAGCCCAGCCACCUCCUCCCUUCCAGGCUGUGUCCCGAGGAGGGCCAGCUUCCUGGGUGGAGGAGCUGGGCUGGGUUGAGGGGGAGGCCUCUCUAGCUGGCCUGAAGCACAAGUCCGAGUGGAACCUGCUGCCUCUCCACCCCACUUCCAGACGUUCUGGGUCUCUCCCACUGCCUCAGGAAGACUUUCACUGUACCUGAGCUUCCCACUUCCACUGCUGCGGCUGCCUUAGCAACACCAGGGCAGGGGGGCGGGCGGGGAGCCGGUUUGCGCCCCCCUUUUCCUGGUCAGACUCCGGCCAGCCAACAUUCUUCUGUUGGCAGAUCUGCUUCCAAAUUGAUUUUUGGGAACCAUCACUUUCACAUUCUGACUUUUUGUUCAUUUCUGUUUGGUUUGGACUUUCCUGAAACUUCCAGUGCUGCCCUGAAAAUAACGUAUUUUUGAGUUUGUGUUCUGAAAGCCUCUGUACUGCCGGAUUUUGGGGUGAGGAGUGGGGCGGGGGGCGUACAAAAUCCUUCAGCACUGAGGUGUUUAAGAUUUGCAACUAGCAAUGCAAUUUUUUUUCUAAAUAUGAGGAUAUUUACCUUUAUUAAGAAAUUAUACUAAACAGUGGUGUCCUUAAUCACUUUAUUUUUAUUUUCUCACGUUACUUUGGGUUCUAUUUUGAUUCUAUGUGGUGGUAAACAAAGAUCAUUACAAACAAAAACUGUAAUUUUGUUAUCUUUGAGUCAAUGGAAUUUCUUUACUUAAAAAAUAAAAGAUUAAAAAUG